Prunus avium (sweet cherry) is the source of this 438-nucleotide messenger RNA. The record is from RefSeq and is a predicted model, not a curated record. NCBI's taxonomy places the organism in Eukaryota, Viridiplantae, Streptophyta, Magnoliopsida, Rosales, Rosaceae.
AUGAUUGAACAAAACGAAAUGCAAGCAGUUUCGGCAUUGUCUUUGUCUCCAAGCUUCAAUUCGUACGAUUCGAAGAACAAAUUUGAAUACGCGCAGCUCUCUGCAUAUUCCAACUCCAAGCUCAAAGUCGCUGGUUCUAGUAGCGAUUUCGAAUUCAGUGACCCUAAAACUGCAACUUUAGAUAAAGAGAAGGAGAAGCUAGAAAUGGAAGAGAACAAAGGUGUUCAGAACGCUGACUUUGGUGGUGAUUGCAAGAAGAAUGAAGAUGAGGACGAUUUUUCUUUCACAUUCCCUAACCCUAACGGAUCCCCGAUUUCCACCGACGAUAUAUUCCAAGAUGGCCAGAUCCAUCUAGUGUUCCCGAUUUUCAACCCGGAUCUCCUGUUCGCUGACGCCGACGACGGCGAUUCUUCCAAAGCCAGAUGUUGCAUACCGUAG